UGCUCAGGAGGCCAUUUUGGCUCCACGGUGGCUGGUUUCGCACGCAGUGAGUUGGGCGGCUCUCAUGCAGACAAACAUCGGCUGAGUCCCGUUCAUUCUGGCAUGAUUAAAACUCACACAUUCGCCGCAUAUACUGAGUGAAAGCGCCCGUGCAGGCAUGUGGAUCAUCCCGGAGGAGGUGUUACUGGCCAACGCGCUGUGGGUGAGCGAGCGGGCGAACCCUUAUUUCAUCCUGCAGAGGAGGAAGGGACACGGGCGCGGAGGAGGCUUCACGGGUUUGCUGGUGGGUACGCUGGAUGUGGUGCUGGACUCGAGUGCUCGCGUGGCUCCGUACAGGAUCCUGCACCAGACGGGGGAGUCACAGAUCUUCUGGAAUAUUGCUUGUGGCUCGUCUCGUAAGGAGAUCACUGAACACUGGGAGUGGCUCGAAACAAACCUACUGCAGACUCUGUCCAUCUUUGACAAUGACGAUGACAUCACCACCUUCGUCAAGGGAAAAAUACAGGGCAUCAUCGCUGAAGAGAAUAAAAGUGGCAAAGCUCAGGAAGACGAGGAUCCUGGGAAGUUCCGUGAAGCCGAGCUGAAGAUGCGGAAGUUGUUCGGAAUGCCGGAGGAAGAGAAGCUGGUGAACUAUUACCCCUGCAGCUACUGGAAGGGCAGAGUCCCGCGGCAGGGCUGGAUCUACCUGUCCGUAAAUCACCUCUGCUUCUACUCCUUCCUGCUGGGAAAAGAGGUUUCGCUGGUGGUGCAGUGGACAGAUGUCACACAGUUGGACAAGAACGCCACGCUGGUUUUCCCCGAGAGCAUCCGUGUGAGCACACGCGACACAGAGCACUUUUUCUCUAUGUUCCUCAACAUCAACGAGACCUUUAAACUGAUGGAGCAGCUGGCCAACAUCGCCAUGAGACAGCUGCUGGACAACGAGAGCUUCGCCGCCGACCGCACGCUCCCCAAACCCUGCAAGACCCUCAAAAACGUCUCUGCGCUCAAGAGGGACUUGGAUGCACGAGCAAAGAACGAGCGGUACAGAGCGCUGUUCCGGCUCACACAGGACGAGCGUUUGGAUGGACACACCGACUGUACACUCUGGACGCCAUUCGCUAAGAUGCAUGUCGUCGGUCAGAUGUUUGUUUCUAACAACUACAUCUGCUUUGCCAGUCGAGAGGAAGAUCUGUGUCAACUUAUCAUUCCCCUGAGAGAGGUGACUAUAGUGGAGAAAGCGGACAGCAGCAGUGUUUUGCCGAGUCCACUGUCGAUCAGCACUAAAAACAAGAUGACCUUCCUGUUUGCCAACCUCAAAGACCGUGACUUCCUGGUACAGCGCAUCUCUGACUUCCUGCAGCGCACGCCUGACAGGCCAUGUGGCCUAAACACUCAAUCCGAGAAUCUCAGCCCAUGUACACCCCCCUCUCUGCCCUCAUCCCCUCCUGUCCUGGGGCUCGGAGAGAUGCCCCAAAACCAACACUACAGCCCCAGUCUGCCCACGGCCAAGAAGGGCCUACUGCAAAUCUACCAGCAGGACGUCCCGGAGGAGCUGGGGCCCAAAGUGACGAGAGAGAAGAUGAAAGAGGAAUCAUGGAACAUCCACUUCUUUGAGUUUGGCCGUGGAGUGUGUAUGUACCGCACGUCUAAGACCAGAGAGCUGGUUCUAAACGGGAUACCAGAGAGUCUGAGAGGAGAACUGUGGCUGCUGUUCUCCGGUGCUCAGAACGAGAUGGCCACACACCCGGAUUACUACGCCAGUUUGGUUGAGCAGGCGAUGGGUAAAUGUACUCUAGCGACAGAGGAGAUCGAGAGAGACCUGCACCGCUCCAUGCCUGAACAUCACGCCUUCCAGAACGAGAUGGGCAUCGCCGCCCUGAGACGCGUCCUGACCUACGCUUACAGAAACCCCAACAUCGGAUACUGCCAGGCGAUGAACAUUGUCACGUCUGUGCUGUUGUUGUAUUGUACUGAAGAGGAGGCCUUCUGGCUGCUUGUGGCUCUGUGUGAACGGAUGCUGCCCGACUAUUACAACACUAGAGUUGUAGGAGCGCUGGUGGACCAGGGCGUGUUUGAGGAGCUGACCCGCGAGUGUUUGCCGCUCUUGUACGAGCACAUGCAGGAUUUGGGCGUCAUCUCCACCAUCUCUCUGUCCUGGUUUCUCACACUCUUCCUGUCCGUCAUGCCUUUCGACAGUGCGGUGCUGCUGGUCGACUGCUUCUUCUACGAGGGCAUUAAAGUCAUUUUCCAGGUGGCAUUAGCUGUGCUACAUGCAAACAUGGAUCAACUUAUGUCCUGUUCAGACGAGGGAGAGGCCAUGACUAUUCUGGGCAGAUAUUUGGAUAAUGUAGUAAAUAAGCAGACCGUUUCUCCACCCAUUCCCCACCUUCAUGCCCUGUUGACCAGCGGCAACAACCCUCCGCCUGAGAUUGACGUCUUUGAGCUCAUUAAAGCGUCCUAUGAGAAGUUUGGUAGCCUGCGUGCUGAUGUCAUCGAGCAGAUGAGGUUCAAACAAAGGUUAAAGGUCAUACAGUCACUAGAAGACACAGCCAAGAGGAGUGUGGUGAGAGCGAUCAUGACAGAGUCUGCCUUCACUAUUGAGGAGUUGGAAGAACUGUUUGUUCUUUUUAAGGCGAAGCACAUCAUGAGUUGUUACUGGGGUGCGAGCAGCACCGCGGCGGAGCGGCACGACCCGAGUCUGCCAUAUCUGGAGCAGUACCGCAUCGACUGCGGUCAGUUCAUUCAGCUCUUCUCCGCUCUGGCGCCCUGGAGCUGCGGCCUUCACACCAACACGCUCUCCAGCCGACUCUUCCGCCUGCUCGACCAAAACAAAGACACUCUCAUCAACUUCAAAGAGUUUGUCACCGGACUCAGUGAGUGGAUGCAUUUACACCACAGCUUGUAGAUUGAUCGACUCAGAGUUUGAUUCGUGUGAAAGCUGUUACUGCUUCAGAUAAA
Messenger RNA from Carassius auratus (goldfish), 2940 nucleotides. Its product is annotated as TBC1 domain family member 9B-like. NCBI's taxonomy places the organism in Eukaryota, Metazoa, Chordata, Actinopteri, Cypriniformes, Cyprinidae. The record is from RefSeq and is a predicted model, not a curated record. Gene Ontology annotation, molecular function: calcium ion binding.